CCACUUUCAAUUUUACUUUAUAUAUUAUUUUCUAACACAAGUCACCAGAUUCCAACCAAAACCCCCAAAUAUAUAUAUUUUAACAUUAAAUAUUAAAUCAUCACAACAAUAUUCAUUAAUGCUCAUUAUUAAAUUAAUAUUAUUAUUUUUGCUUCUUUUCUUUUUUAUUUCUUAUCACAUUUAUUUUUUUAAUCUCAAUUUGGACAGUCUUAGGAAAGUUAAGGCACCCUAUUAGCUGAACAACGAAAACAAAGUUUUCUUAUUAUUAUCUGAGCAUUUUCUUUUCCAUUUCAAAUCACAAAAUCGAAAGAAAAAAAAAUCACAGAACCCAGAAAAAAAAUCAAUCUUCCUCUUCCUAAAAAUAAAAAUACAAUUUUUUUUUUUUUUCCAUUCAACUAAAAAUCAAAAUCAUCAACUUUUUUAUAAGCUCUGUUUUUUUUUUUUUUUUUUCAGCCAACUCUGCUCUAACAAAAAUAAGCUUUUUGAGUAAACAAUUUUUUGAGUUUUUCUGCAGACAAUAUCUCAUUGUGAAGCUUCUCUGGUAGUUUUUCUACACUUUAAAAGCUUCACAAGCUAUUAAAUCCAAGCUUUCUAUUAAUUUUUCUUUUCUGGGUUUUGUUUUUUGAAGUGUGAGGUUUCUUGGGGGAUUUUUAUUUUUAAUUUUUUUUCCAAAAAAAAAAAAAAAACUUUCAGUUUUCUUUGAGUAAUUGAUAUUAGGAAACAAAUGGGUUUUUCAUAAAAAGCUCAAAGAAAAUUUGUUCGUUAGGGAGGUUUAAACAUGGAGGGUAGGGAAGGCGUGAGUAGUGGGGUUACAGUGGUGGGAUCAGAUGCUCCCUCGGACUACCAUGUAGCUCCAAGGUCCGAAAACCCGCCCCAGACGGGUGGAUCAACUACCACGACGCCGGCAGUUGCUCCGCCACCGCCGUCAGCUCCGGCGGUGGCCACGGCGGCGACACCGGCAGCUGGUGGUGCGACUAUGCCGGAAAAGAAGAAAAGAGGGAGACCAAGGAAGUACGGACCUGAUGGGACUGUCACUAUGGCACUGUCACCAAAACCGAUAUCGUCUUCAGCGCCACCUCCGGUGAUCGAUUUCUCGGCCGAAAAAAGCAGGAAAGUUCGGCCGGCUAGCUCAGUCAGCAAGGCCAAAUAUGAAUUGGAGAAUUUAGGUGAAUGGGUUGCAUGUUCAGUUGGUGCUAAUUUUACACCCCAUAUCAUCACUGUUAAUGCUGGCGAGGAUGUUACAAUGAAGAUAAUAUCAUUUUCUCAACAAGGCCCUCGCGCUAUAUGUAUUCUCUCAGCAAAUGGUGUAAUAUCGAGUGUUACACUUCGUCAGCCUGAUUCUUCUGGGGGUACAUUGACGUAUGAGGGUCGCUUUGAAAUACUUUCGUUAUCUGGUUCAUUCAUGCCCAGUGAAACUGGAGGAACAAGAAGCAGAUCUGGUGGGAUGAGCGUUUCUUUAGCUAGUCCAGAUGGACGUGUUGUAGGUGGUGGAGUUGCUGGGUUAUUAGUAGCUGCAAGUCCUGUGCAGGUUGUAGUGGGCAGUUUUCUAGCAGGGAACCAGCACGAGCAGAAGCCAAAGAAGCAGAAACACGAUUACAUCUCAGUAGCAACUCCGACAGCAGCGAUUCCCAUUUCAAGUGCUGAUCCGAAAGCAAACCUCACUUCUACUGGUUCCUUCCGAGGGGAUAGUUGGUCUUCACUGCCACAAGAUUCAACAAGGAAUAAGUCAACUGACAUUAAUGUAUCUUUGCCUGGAGGGUAAUCGAAACGUCCAGUAAGCACCAGUACUGCUUACGUAGUUGCAAGAUGAGGUUUGUCACUGACCACAUUGGCAAUUAAAACCCCAACUGUUGGAUCUCACUUCCCCUUUGUUUGUUUGUCUGUAAUCUUAUUGACUCUUAGCGUCUACUUGUUUUCCCAUCUGGGGGGCUUUCCUCCUUUUUCACCUUGAGGUAUCAUUUUAAUUAGUUGUUUAGAUUAGGCGUUGUCGGCGGUCACUUCGUGUCAUGUAGAAAGUAGAAUAGUUUGUUGUAAUAUUGACAUCUGAAUUUGCCUUUUUUUCUUUGGAGUGGAUGCAUUGUGAUUUCGAAGUUGCUUGGA
Molecule: messenger RNA, 2100 nt
Organism: Ziziphus jujuba (common jujube)
Lineage: Eukaryota; Viridiplantae; Streptophyta; Magnoliopsida; Rosales; Rhamnaceae
Product: AT-hook motif nuclear-localized protein 1
Exons: 5
Coding region: 779-1762 (327 amino acids)
Molecular function (GO): minor groove of adenine-thymine-rich DNA binding
Source: RefSeq, a predicted model, not a curated record